Molecule: messenger RNA, 5409 nt
Organism: Suillus subaureus
Lineage: Eukaryota; Fungi; Basidiomycota; Agaricomycetes; Boletales; Suillaceae
Exons: 7
Coding region: 1-5409 (1802 amino acids)
Biological process (GO): ubiquitin-dependent protein catabolic process via the N-end rule pathway; protein ubiquitination
Cellular component (GO): cytoplasm; ubiquitin ligase complex
Molecular function (GO): ubiquitin protein ligase activity; zinc ion binding
Source: RefSeq, a predicted model, not a curated record
AUGUCCAGUUUUAUAUCAUUGUUCAACGCUUCUAGGCAUCCAGUAACGAUGAAUCCUCGCGACAGACCAUCAGAUCCUCUUUCCCGACUCCGCUACGCCCUCGAAACAAUGCCCAGUUCACGAAAGUACAUAUUCUCUCCCGCAACCCGCGCAGAGGUUCUAUCAGAACUUUACGAUGCAUUUUGGGGACCGUAUUCACAUCUCUUCCUCCCAUUGUCCAAUUCCAGCCUCCCCAUGCAUGCUACUCUCAGUAGCGUUCAAGCAGAUCUGGGCUUUGCUGGUGCCGGUUCAGAGGAUCCUAUCGUUCCUGGAAGGCCAUGUGGUCACAUCUUCAGCAAGGGAGAGAGUUGUUUUCGUUGCAAAGACUGCGCGCUCGAUGAUAGUUGCGUUCUCUGUAGCCGCUGCUUUCAUUCCAGUGAUCAUUCAGAUCAUAAUGUCAGCUUCUUCGUCGCUCAACAGGCUGGGGGCUGUUGCGAUUGCGGAGAUAUCGAGGCUUGGCGUAAACCUAUCUCAUGUCCUUUCCACCCACUUGCUCCCCAUGUCCAAGCGCAAAUUGAACAGUCCUUGAGCGCAGUUGAUUCCACUCCUCGAGCUGUACAGCGUUCUAUAUCUGAGGAGAUUCCAUUCGUUGAGAAUUACCCAUACAGAGUCGCAAUCCCGCCCGACCUACGUGAUCUCAUGAGCCGCACUAUUGCAUAUGCACUUGACUUUAUCCUUGACACCCUGGACUACUCCCCGGAUGAAGCGACAGUGCCUUCGCAUGAAGCUGACCUACGGUUGCAGCCCUCAGCAGAUCCUAUGCAAAAGGACCAAUACGCCAUCAUCAUCUGGAACGAUGACAAACACUCAUUUGAUGAGGUCAUCAAGCUUAUAUGCGAGACCACCGGCCAUGAUAAGAAGACCGCAAGCAUCAUGGCGCACUCUAUUGACGAUGCAGGCCGGGAAAUAAUUGACAUCAACGGUGAUGUCCCCCGGCUCCUCGAAGCAGCCCAUUUGAUGACAAAAAUUGAACUCGGUGUCACGAUCCGUCGUGCAUAUGACACAUUUCGCGAGCAGGUUGCUUGCGUCAUUAUAGAGUGGCUGCUCGAUCUCACUCGAAGCCGGCUGGGCGCGGAUACACUGAUAAUCAAAGAAAUCAUCGCUGCCGAGCUUCUAUCGCCGAGACGGCGGGAGAACACGUUCUUUACUUCUGGUCCGCAAAUCCCAAACCUCGCUGCAGACCUGGCACGCCCAUGCCGCGUUGAUUGGUUAUUCGUCUAUCACACUCGACUGUGGAAGAAGCCCCGAAUACAUUUGAAAGCAAUUUAUGCGUCGAUCUUGACACUUUCGCAUCCCCAUAAGAUUGCCAUCGCGUCUCACUUUGCCAGCAUCUACCACCGUGUCGCUGACGCUUAUCUUCUGGUUGACCGUGAAGCAGAAACAUCCAUAAAGUAUUUUGCCCUCCAACUUUUCACUGCACCAUCCGUUGCCCUGCACAUCGUUUCUCAACAUGAUCUCAUGACACGUUUGCUUGAUAUUAUCGUCAACUUCUUCACCAACCACAUUGAGGACAAGCACAUCCUCACCACGUCUCCUGUCCAACAAGACAUAGACGUUGACAGCCCCCCAUUCAGAAGCAAACGCUUCAUGCCUGUCUUCAGUGAUCUCCGGUAUCUUUGUCACAACCGACCUGUCCAGCAGCUCAUUGCUCGUCACCCAGCCUUCAUACGCAAGUUUGUCAAGGUAUGCCAGGUGUUCAUGUGUAUCAGCCCAAACAAGCGCGUUGCCUCGAGUCACGUCGAGUAUGAGUCGGAUGUAUGGAUCAGCGUGUUCAACGUAACACUUUCGCUUUCCCGCGUCAUCAAAGUCUACGGUGAAGCCUUCGCAUUUGCGAACCCAACCCAGCUUGUAGGAGCAAUCACGACUGUCGUGCGGGAGAUCCUCGCCGUUUGCACUCUCUCGACAGAUAGGCUUGACAAGGAAAAGUUUUCAAAGCCGAUGCUGCACGAGGUCGAGUUUGGUGAUGCACAGUAUCGGAUCGUCGAUUUCAACGUGCUGGAAGGAUGGGUCAGCUUCCAUCACUCCCUUCAUUGGCUCCUUGCAGAUCUGUUGAAGCAUGUUGAUAUUUUAUCAGAGGAGUCAUUGAAGCAGAUUGGGGUAUCUGGCGUCCGGGACUUGUUUUUGCGCCCCUUCAAUGAGGGCGCCAUUCUCACAUUAAUUGACUUUCCUUUGCGAGUACUCGCUAUGAUUGCCCAGAUCAGGGCAGGAUUAUGGGUCCGCAACGGCUUCCCUAUCCGUGGCCAGCUCCUGCACUACCGCGAUUUCAUGCUCCGCGAGCUCUGCUACGACCAAGACCUAUUCAUCCUCCAGUCAUCUCUCAUCAUCCUCGAUCCCAAUAUCAUCAUUGUCUCCAUUCUCGACCGUUUCGGCCUUCUCUCGUUCUUCCGCGGUGAAGUCGAGAAGUCCCCUUAUGAAGGCGCCCAUCUUCUGAGCAUGGUUGAGGAGCUUCUCUAUGUCCUGAUAACUAUUCUUGGCGAGAGAGCCAGCGCCACGAAGCUCCCGUUCCAGCGUGCCAUCCGUCGUGAGAUCGUGCACGCACUUGCGGCGGGGCCAAGUUCAUUCACUGAUCUUGCCAAGCGCGUCUCCGAGAGGAUGGUGGAUGAUUCGACAUCUGAUACUGGCGUGUAUGAGCUCAAGGACGAGGCUUAUGAUGAGGUGGAUCCGUUCACCUUCCACUACACACGGAACAAGCGCGAGGAAGUGGAGGUCAUCCUCAAGAACAGACUUCGGAAGAAGACAGGUGUGAAAGACCCAGUCAUCGUCCCGAAGCCGUUGACCAUCACAUCCGGCCCGUUUUCGAUACUCCCAUCCGUCCUGGAGUCUGAAGCGCUUCUUCAGGUCAUGUUCUAUGCCAUAUACAACGUAAUUGCGCUCACCAAUAGUGCGGGGACGGCCCCACCCUCCGCUGAGGCUAUCCUUGACCAAACAUUUCAACUUAUCAUGCUAGCGCUCGUAGAACGACCUUCUGUUUUCAGCCAUGUCUCUGUCAUUAAACCCUUUGCAGAAGAAAAGAAACUCGCCGAUAUCAUAUGCGCCAUGGAACACGAUGAAAAAUACAAACCCUACAAGAGCCGCAUCGAUUGGGUUCUCACAGAGAUUUCCAAGCAUGUCCCGGAAGGGGUACAGCCUCCUCGCGAAGUCCUGAGCCUCGCUGCGCUAGCACCUGAUGUUGAGGGUGUCAAGAAGCGUGCAGCUAAGGCACGCCAAGAGGCCAUUAUGGCAGAGAUGAAAGCUCAACAAGCGAGUUUCUCGCUCAAUUUCGAGGAGGAGGAAGAGGAAAAUGAUCAGGAUAUGGAUGAGACAUCUGAUGAACUUUCCUCGUAUGGCACUUGCAUCGUCUGCCAGGAAGAUCUCAACGAGGCCAAAGCAUUUGGCUCUCUGGGGCUCGUACAACCCAGCCGGUUGCUCAGGAAACAUCCGGACAGUCAUAGUCAAUAUCUCAACGAGCUUAUGACAAUGCCUCAGUCGCUCGAUCGAGCGAGUCCGCGCGACACCACUUUCCCCCCAGCCAAUGCCGAGGAGCUCGACAACACAAACUCACCCAACUUCGAUGGAUUUCCUACACAAUACACUCGCUUCGGGCUCCACGCGUCUGUGUGUGGGCACAUGAUGCACCUCGACUGUUUCCAAGUUUAUAAUUCCUCCAUUCGCCAGCGGCACCGCUCACACGCGACGAGAAAUCAUCCUGAAAGCAUUCAGCGCAAGGAGUACAUCUGCCCGCUUUGUAAGAGCUUGGGCAAUGUCCUUCUCCCCGUUCUUCACCCCAGCAAUGCUCCUGCAAGCCAGACCCCCUUCCCAGACUGGAUUCGAGCCGCGGGAAUAAGUGUCUUGAAGUCAAAACCAGACAGCGUCAUGGAUGGUCUGCAGUUCAGAAGUGGGACAGGCGAGUUUGUGUUCUGGAGCGCGCAAGAUCCUGGUUAUGGCGCAGUCGUACGCAAGCCAGAAGCAGUGACUUCAACGAAGAUGCUCGACACCCUCAUGUUGACAUCAAGAAUGGUCUCGCAACAAACACGCCAUCUUCGCGAGCGACCUGAACCAGAAGUAGGAGAAAGAGGCGCUGGGAUGUAUCUUCCCGAAGACCUCGUCGGAUACACAAUUUCUGCUAUCGAGGUUGCUGCUCGUGGGACUGACUCCUCGGGAGGGAUUGUGGCGGAUUCGCUGUCAUUAUCGGAUACGCAAAGUAGAAUGAUCCGCGGGUUACUCGCCAGCUUGACAAGACUAGCCGCUCUUGAACUGGACGGUCGGCCGGAUGGUGGCCGGGAGUCGGUCAAGCAAGCCAUAAUCAAACGGCUACUCCCAGAGUGGAGCCGAACAUCACUGACCUCCUUCUCGUACCCCUUACUCUUACGUGACCCAUUCACCGUACUCAUCGAAACCGCCGCAGUGGCUCCCGAGAUGUUGCAGCAUGUCUUGAUCUUGUGCUACUACGCCUGUUUGGCUCGCACAGUCAUCGGCAUGGUGUAUGUCCUGAACAAGGCCAGGACGUACAGCGCUUUCCAGCAGUCCGCUGCUCGUGCCCAUGCUGAUAUCUUCGGCGAUGUCCGCAUGUUCUUCAUGUCGGUCGUGCGACACUCACCCGUCUUCGAGCACACUGCUACGCUAGUCUUUGAUGCGUUUGGUGAAGCUCGCAUCGAGAAGAUGCUUUACGCGUUUACUCUUCCAUUCCUCAGACGUGCAGCAAUCCUGUGUCGCUCCGUCGUCCCGCUUACAUUCCCAACUCCAUUACUAGGUGCCUCUAACGUCAAUGAGUACAAGCGUCUAUUGGCUACCCUCGGCAUUCCUCCUUUGGCAGACCUCCCCAACCAAGAUACGCUUCAAAACGCACUCUCUGGAUGGUGCGCCCACUAUGGCCACUCACAUGCUGCCUCGCAACUCAACUGUGGCGUCGUACUUGACUACGCGGCUGUGUACGGAAUCGCCCGUCUGCCACUCAUCCUCGAUAACCUCUUUGGUGAGCGAGACAAGGUGAUGAAAUGCCACCGAUGCAACACCGUUCCAACGGACGCUGCAAUUUGUUUGAUCUGCGGAGUAACGUGCUGUAUGGCGAGUCACUGCUGUCAAGACGAGUUAGGGAUUAGGGGGGAGUGCAAUAUGCACACACGAGAGUGCGGUGGUGCCAUCGGUGUUUACUUCAUCGUGAAACGAUGCUCUCUGCUCUAUUUGUACGCCAAUGACGGGACAUUCGCACAAUCCCCUUACCUUGAUGUUCAUGGUGAGGUCGAUGUCUCAAUGAGACGCGGUCGUCGUCAAUAUAUACACCCAGCUAGGUGGGAAGAAGUCCGCAAAACGUGGCUCAACCACGGUAUUCCAACUGCUGUUGCUCGUAAACUUGAGAGCAUGGUCGACAGUGGAGGAUGGGAAGCACUUUGA